AUGGGGGCCUGGAGGAGUAGCCGGGAUGCGAGUUGUAUGUGGUCUAUGACAGCAAAUUGCAUUAGAGAGGCGGCGAGAGAGGUGUUAGGGGUCUCAAAGGGUUUUUCUGGUGGCCAUAAAGGGGACUGGUGGUGGAACGAAGAGGUUCAGAGGAAAAUGGAAGCCAAGAAAGCGGCAUAUUUGAAGCUCGUAGAGAGUAUUGAUGAGGGGCAGAAGAGUGCUAAUAGGGAGGGGUAUAAGAAGGCCAGGAAGGAGGCGAAGUUGGCGGUUACUGCGGCUAAGACCGCUGCGUUUAGUCGUCUAUAUGAAGAAAUUGGGGAUAAAGGCGGGGACAGGAAGUUGUACAGACUGGCGAAGGUGAGGGAGCGGAAGGCCCGGGAUCUUGACCAAGUGAGAUGCAUAAAAGAUGAGGAGGGAAGAGUUUUAUUGGAGGGGGCUCAGAUCAGGCAGAGAUGGCAGGCUUACUUUCAUAGGCUCUUGAAUGAAGAGUGA
Messenger RNA from Nicotiana attenuata, 492 nucleotides. RefSeq lists its product as uncharacterized. Bases 1 to 492 code for a protein of 163 amino acids. The record is from RefSeq and is a predicted model, not a curated record. Lineage: Eukaryota; Viridiplantae; Streptophyta; Magnoliopsida; Solanales; Solanaceae. The transcript has a single exon.